Messenger RNA from Centropristis striata (black sea bass), 4120 nucleotides. RefSeq names its product nuclear transcription factor Y, gamma (gene nfyc). Gene Ontology annotation, biological process: regulation of DNA-templated transcription. The record is from RefSeq and is a predicted model, not a curated record. Gene Ontology annotation, molecular function: DNA binding; protein heterodimerization activity; DNA-binding transcription activator activity, RNA polymerase II-specific. The transcript has 11 exons. NCBI's taxonomy places the organism in Eukaryota, Metazoa, Chordata, Actinopteri, Perciformes, Serranidae. Bases 1888 to 2952 code for a protein of 354 amino acids. Gene Ontology annotation, cellular component: CCAAT-binding factor complex; nucleus.
UCAACCUUGAAAUGCAACUGGACACUGGAGCGUCAGACAGAGAAGGGGAGACAUUGUCAAGGUCAAUCACUAGCCUGGCAUGCCAUAGCUACAAGCUGCCUGAUUGAUUUAUAUAAAGCCCCCACCCCCCCGCUGCCAUUCUGUCUCAUUGAUUUAGGCUACUCUCUGCCGAAAACUGAAUGACAGAACAGGAUGCAGCAGUGCUGCUUCUUUAUUAUUUAGUUACUUCCACAACUGCCAGGGAAGCAGUCUUUCCUGUCAAAGAUAAAUCAUGGAUUCUGGAUUAGUGAUUUUCCAGUACAUGAUAUUUUCAACUGCACAGGCAUAAUAUGUCACGUUUCCAUAUUAAAAUGUAUGCAAACGACAAGACCUAUGGUUUAUAUUUGUGAACAAAUGCUUCCAAGAGGAAUCUGCUAUUUAAAUCAAGAUAAUGGGCCAUUACCAUUAAUUUGAUCGACUGUCAAUAGAAUUUUUGGCCAAGAGUCACUUUUUAAUUUUUCAUAACAAAGUCAUCAGAACCCUCCUUUUAUUGUGUCCACACUCCAAGAUAUAGAAAGGUUUGUAGUUAUUAGAAAACCAUUUGAGGGGACUUUGUGAGUGAGUAAGUGUAAGGUGCUUGGUCCAAACAUAACUCGAACGAGGCUAAUGCAGCACUGGCAACUGCCAUUUUAAAAACCUGUUAGCCGUGUAAACAACAGACAACACAAAACAAAAAUAACAGCUUUUAAUGGAAAAAGCAAUGGUAUAACUCACAGACAAAUGGACCUGCCGUGAAGUUCAGGCUUUACUGAGCAUAUAUGCCAUACACUUACAGAAUCCUAACCAGCAGAAACUGGCAGCAAUGAUGGCAAUGAUGUUGAAGACAACAACUCCUAACACUUCGCAAUGUCACUCUAACUCUGAAAUUACACCUUGUACGUUUGAAUAGAGUCAAAACAAUCCCCUUCAACAUCGCUGUAACAGGGGAGACACUAGAUGGAGUGCUUGAUGGGCUGUCUUUUGUUUUGUAUUGGUCUGUCAGCUGGACCAGAGCUGGACCCAUUCAUGCUUGUUGGCCCAGAGUAAGAAAAGAAGGAGAAGAUAAAGAGGAAACCCCUCCCUCCCCUUUCCUAACACUCUUUUUCUUUGUUCUGUCAUGUCUCUCUCUUUCUCUCCGUGUCUCCCUCUUUCUGUCUUGUUUGACCCAUAUAGCUAGUUUGCACAGCAGUCUGACUGCAGCCCUGUUUGUCUCUUACCUCCCCCUGUUAAAGCCUUUGGCACUUUGUCUUAGUGCUGGAUUAAUCUGAACUGGACAAGGCACUACCCCUCCCUCAGCAAUACACACCAACACACCCCGUCUCUCUUGAGUAGCUCCACACACUCAUCCCUUGUUCUGUCCCCCCGUGUUUCUUUUUCUUCUCCCUUCUGGCGAAUCUUUUCAUAGAGGUAGGGAGAAAAGAGAGAGAGUGAAAGAGUGCAAUCCAGACACUCCAAGCUCUGCGUGCUCAGACAGGCAGGCCAAUAUUCCCCCAGCAGAUUCCUGGCAUGCCAUAGUAACCUGCUGGAUCCUCUUUCAAACCAUCAGACCCCUUGUAGAAUCACUGGGGUUUAUGUCUAUAUGCAUGUGUGUGUAACAGUUGGUUUAUUUCACUUUACAGCUCUUGGUUAGUGUGCAAGCAUGUGUCUGUGUGUUCACAAUGUGCAUCCAUCAAAAACAAACAAACUGGAAUGCAGCAGCAGUUGGUGUCAGGAGAUAGUUUCUCUAUGACACAAACACACGUGCGUCUCCUAGAUCUCUGGCUUCAGCAAUGUCCUCAGUGUGUAGGGGUCACCAGCAGUGGUUGGCUCGCACAUGACAUGCUUGUCUUUGCAGAGGAGCUGCAGCUAUGUGUCGAAGCAGAAUAGAGGAUGUCCGCAGAUGCGUUCGGAGCCGGGGGCAGCGAUGCCCAGCAAACCCUGCAGUCCUUCUGGCCUCGUGUCAUGGAAGAGAUCAGGAACCUGACAGUGAAGGAUUUCCGCGUGCAGGAGUUACCUCUGGCUCGAAUCAAAAAAAUCAUGAAGCUGGAUGAGGAUGUCAAGAUGAUCAGCGCAGAGGCUCCGGUCCUGUUUGCUAAGGCAGCUCAGAUCUUCAUCACAGAGCUUACCCUCAGAGCAUGGAUCCACACUGAGGACAACAAAAGACGCACGCUACAGAGGAACGACAUUGCAAUGGCAAUAACAAAGUUUGACCAGUUUGACUUCCUGAUCGACAUUGUGCCCCGGGACGACCUGAAGCCGCCAAAACGACAGGAGGAGAUGCGUCAGUCGGUAGCUCCAGCAGAGCCGGUGCAGUACUACUUCACUCUGGCCCAGCAGCCUGGAGCUGUGCAGGUGCAGGGUGCACAGCAGGGCCAGCAACCCGGCGCACAAACAGCCACGACCAUCCAGCCCGGACAGAUCAUCAUCGCUCAGUCACAGCAAGGACAGAUGCUGCAAGGUGCCACCAUGCAGCAGUUACAGCAAGUGCAGGUGCAGUCACAGGGCACACCCAUCACGAGUGCGCCUGUGGCCAUGCAGGUGAGCGAGGGCCAGCAGGUACAGAUCGUCCAAGCUGCCCAGGGUCAAGCUCAGACGGCUCAAGCUCAAGGCCAGACCAUGCAGGUCAUGCAGCAGAUCAUCACCAACACAGGAGAGAUCCAGCAAAUCCCAGUGCAACUAAACACAGGCCAGCUACAGUACAUCCGUCUAGCCCAGCCUGUGUCCGGAGCGCAAGUGGUCCAAGGACAGAUUCAGACUCUCGCCAACACCCAGCAGAUCACACAGGCAGACGUACAGCAAGGACAACAGCAAUUCAACCAGUUUACUGAUGGACAGCAGUUGUAUCAGAUCCAGCAGGUGACGAUGCCAGCGGGACAGGAGCUGACCCAACCCAUGUUCAUUCAGUCCACCAACCAGACAGUUGACGCACAGGUCACGCAGGUCAGCACCGAAUGAGUCCAGCCAGGAACCUUUUCUCCACACACACAACACGCAUACCAGCCCACGUGAAGCCAACAGACGCCACCGACUUCGACAAAGGACGCUUGAUAAACUUGAUGUUAAACUGCUCAUGUAGACGAGGGACCUGAAAUCUUGUAACACUCUUUUUGUAAUAAAUUUAGUGCGCUGGAUUAAAAAAACCAAAGGGACGCUGAUUGACUCUCUCAAAAUUACAUAUUAAGUUCUAUCUAUGCUUAGACACCGUUGACUCUUUUUACAUAUGCAUCCACUGCCACAGGCCCUGACACGUGUCUCUCCACAGACCAACUCUAAUCUUCCUCUCAUGUCCAAACUUCAAACAUAAACAUAAGCGUGUGCACCUUCCUUUUCUGCUCUUUAUUUGAGGAAAAAAUAAUGUCUUAGUGUCUCUGUCUACAUGACCUCCUCCUGGCAUAUCUGUGGCUGAAGGUGGCCGUGGGAUUCUUCACCUCCUGCUUUCCUUCUGGGAAAACACGAAUCAUACUCUCUCUAUUGUUUUCCAUGUAAUUGAUGGAUAAAAUGAAGCCAUAUACCUCAGAUAACACUUUUUACAGCAAGUCAAUCCAAGGGAUCUCAAGAAGAGGUUAUAAGGUUUAAUGGUAAUUUCAUGUAGUUUCUCUUCUGUGUUGUUUUCCACAUUGACAAUGAAGCAUGACUUUCUGUUUUAAGGGCUUCACACUGUAUAGGUUAACUGUGUAUGUGACAUCACUGUCAUCUUUACUCUUCCAUGUUGUUUCUUUCAUUCAUUCUUUCUUCACCCCUCUGUCUUUAGAGCAGAGAAUCUCUUCUCUGCCUCUAUGCAGUCUCACACAGCCCUCCCUUGUUGGUUUUGGAGUCUUGUGCCCUGCUUUAAGUCUCGUGUACAAACACAUGACUCCUUCUGGAGCAAAAAACAAACAAAAAAUAACCUUUUUAUAGAGCUCCUUUUUUCCAAUACAAUUGUUUUCCUUUUGGUUUUGAAUGAUGUUUGACCUCAUAUCUUCCCCCAUCAUUUUUUUGUACAGUAAUGAUUAUUAUCAAUGUUCUUCUUGUUUUUGCAUGUAGUUCAAACUGCCAGCAUGACAUGCAAUAGAUAGGUACAAUUUUAUUUUUGAUGUUCCUUUUUGUAAACAAACUUUGUUUGUGAGAAAAAAUAAAAAAAAUG